Messenger RNA from Cladophialophora immunda, 1637 nucleotides. RefSeq lists its product as uncharacterized. The record is from RefSeq and is a predicted model, not a curated record. NCBI's taxonomy places the organism in Eukaryota, Fungi, Ascomycota, Eurotiomycetes, Chaetothyriales, Herpotrichiellaceae. Gene Ontology annotation, molecular function: cis-regulatory region sequence-specific DNA binding; protein binding. The transcript has a single exon. Gene Ontology annotation, cellular component: nucleus. Bases 93 to 1556 code for a protein of 487 amino acids.
CACAACUGUAUGACCAGUGGUUUCGCUGAAAUCCUCGAGAUUGGACAAAUCAAAUGGGCUAGUGUGUACCACGCUGUAUUCAACCCCAAACAAUGAGUUCAACCACCAUUCUGCAAACACAUGGCGCUCUCACGGAGAGUUCGGAUUCAAUCCAUCAGACAAGUCUCUUACAGGACAACAAUGCUGCUGACACGGGGACCUCCUCGGAAGAUGAAGUCGAGCCACAUUCUCUGGGCCUGAGACCGUCAGGAAACGCCCUAACAUCCCAAGAAAAUGCCCAAACCUCCAUGGGUCCCUUCGGGCUUCUGCCAGACACGCUAAUGCUGAUGCUCCUCGAGUUCCUGGAUCGACGUGCUCUUCUCAACCUGGGUGCGACGUGUCGAGGGCUCUACGCCUACUGUACCUGUGACCAGCUAUGGAGAGAUAUUGCAGUCAACGAGACGAACGAGCGUUUUGAGUGGCGGGGAAGUUGGCGAGCAUCUCUCAUGCGGCUUCCGCCGACAAAGCUUGCAAAGGUGGAUUGCCGAUACGUCUUUUCCGACGCGCUCUAUCGGCCGUUUCAAUGCUCUCGCACACCGCUGACGCCGUAUGUCUCGAACAUUCCGCCAGAAAACGAAAUUCCACGGCUGAGCGACAUCUCGCCAGAAGAGUUCAACGAGUCAUGGGUGGGCAAGCCCUUCAUCCUGACCGCGCCGGUGAGGAAAUGGAAGGCUUUUGAGACGUGGGAUCUACAGCAUCUACUCGCGAAGUACGGGGAUGUCCCCUUUCGUUGCGAGGCAGUGGAUUGGCCGCUGAGCACGUACGUCAAUUACAUGGAAACUUCAAAAGAUGAAUCGCCGUUGUACCUUUUUGAUCGGGCCUUUGUGGAAAAGAUGGGUUUGCAGGAUGCAUACGAGCCCCCAGAGGCAUUCCGGGAAGACUUUUUCACCCUCCUCAAGGACCAGAGACCCGAUCGACGGUGGCUGAUUAUUGGACCUGAAAGAAGCGGAAGCACGUUUCACAAAGACCCGAAUGCCACGAGUGCCUGGAACGCUAUUAUUAGAGGCUCGAAAUAUUGGAUUAUGUUUCCAAGCUCUAUCCUGCCUCCAGGAGUCUACAUGUCCCAAGACCAAAGCGAGGUCACUUCGCCACUGAGCAUUGCCGAGUGGCUCCUGUCAUACCAUACUGAAGCUCGGAGGACUGGGUCCUGUUUCGAGGGCAUCUGUCGGGAAGGCGAGGUCCUCCAUGUCCCCUCAGGUUGGUGGCAUUUGGUAGUCAACCUUGAGCCAGCUAUUGCUAUCACUCAAAACUUCGUCCCCAGAGCCCAUGUCCAAUCAACGAUCCGCUUUCUGAGAGAUCGGGCAGACCAAGUUUCCGGAUUCAGUGACAAAGUAUCAGAUCCCUAUACCCUCUUUAUGGAUCGCUUAAAGGAGACCGAUCCUGACCUGGCGGCUUCUCUCGACGAUUGCCGCAAGCGCAAAUGGGAAGAGGUCGUUGCUGGUCAAGACGAAGCUGAUGAAGAGCGGCAAGGGUUUAGUUUCGGAUUUGGCGAUGACCUAGACGAGGAAGUUGAAUGAUCUAGAGAUCAAUGACAUGCUGCUGUUUUGGUGGGCGAAGUCUUAUAGCUGAAAGCCAAAUAUCCGAUAAAUGCCCCGACC